GUAACAAUGAGUUGCCUGGUGCCGCUAGGACGUAUUAUUAUUGUUCUUAUAAACAUUUUAUUUCUGAUUCUUGGCCUGGUGUUUCUCGCUAUUGGAUUGAUAUGUUUAGUGGGAGAAAGUUUACUGGAAUCUUAUUAUAAAACUACUUUGGCUACGUUACAAAGUGAAUUGGAGAAAAAUUACUUUGGGACUGUGGAUGUUUCUUCCUUCAAACUCAGUGAUUUGAUUGGUGAAAUAGGGUAUUUUUUUAUUGGUCUAUGCCUCUUUCUUUUGAUCAUUACGAUUCUGGGCUGUUGCGGAGCCUGUUGUAAAGUCAAAUAUACGUUGAUUACUUAUGCAGUCAUCGUCAUCGUUGUUCUCGUCGGAGAACUCAUUUUCGUUGGAAUCCUCUACGGUUCACCAGACACGAUAAAAGAUGAAAUAAAGAAUCCGUUGAAAACGUCUAUUCAGAGCGAUUACAUGGGGUUUAAUGGAACAAAUAUCGUCAGUCUGGGCUGGAAUUUUGCUCAUAGACAGUUUGAAUGUUGUGGAGUGGAUAAUUACUCUGAUUUUACUGGAGCGGUACAAUGGAGCACAAAUUACUACGUUGGUACAAAAGCUUUAGAAGCUCCAAUAACGUGUUGCAUAACAAUUCCACAGGCAUCGACACCAACGUGUGCACUGUCACCACAAGAUAUAUACACUAAGGUUAGCUAUGACGUUUAA
Messenger RNA from Saccostrea cuccullata (small rock oyster), 705 nucleotides. RefSeq names its product tetraspanin-3-like. The coding region runs from base 7 to 705 and encodes 232 amino acids. The transcript has 4 exons. Gene Ontology annotation, cellular component: plasma membrane. NCBI's taxonomy places the organism in Eukaryota, Metazoa, Mollusca, Bivalvia, Ostreida, Ostreidae. The record is from RefSeq and is a predicted model, not a curated record.